Ailuropoda melanoleuca (giant panda) is the source of this 3047-nucleotide messenger RNA. RefSeq names its product cerebellin 2 precursor (gene CBLN2). The record is from RefSeq and is a predicted model, not a curated record. Gene Ontology annotation, biological process: maintenance of synapse structure. The annotation marks the transcript as partial. The transcript is spliced from 3 exons. NCBI's taxonomy places the organism in Eukaryota, Metazoa, Chordata, Mammalia, Carnivora, Ursidae. Gene Ontology annotation, cellular component: synapse. Gene Ontology annotation, molecular function: protein binding.
AAAGGCUCCUGCCUGGGGGCGGCGCUGGCCCUGCUGCUGCUGCUGCUGCCUGCUGGCUGCCCGGUGCGGGCGCAGAACGACACGGAGCCCAUUGUGCUGGAGGGCAAGUGCCUGGUAGUGUGCGACUCGAGUCCGUCGGCGGACGGGGCGGUCACCUCCUCCCUGGGUAUCUCCGUGCGCUCCGGCAGCGCCAAGGUGGCCUUCUCCGCCACGCGGAGCACCAACCACGAGCCGUCCGAGAUGAGCAACCGCACCAUGACCAUCUACUUCGACCAGGUAUUAGUAAAUAUUGGCAACCAUUUCGAUCUUGCCUCCAGUAUAUUUGUAGCACCGAGAAAAGGGAUUUAUAGCUUCAGCUUCCACGUGGUCAAAGUGUACAACAGACAAACCAUCCAGGUCAGUCUAAUGCAGAACGGCUAUCCGGUCAUCUCAGCCUUUGCAGGAGACCAGGACGUUACCAGAGAAGCUGCCAGCAACGGCGUCCUGCUGCUGAUGGAAAGGGAGGACAAAGUGCAUCUCAAACUGGAGAGGGGGAACCUCAUGGGAGGCUGGAAGUACUCCACGUUCUCUGGCUUCUUGGUUUUUCCUCUAUAAACACAGAGCCCCCCAGACGGUGGGGAAGUUGCAAUCUGGACCCAGGAAUCUGCCCUUCCUGCACAGCCUGAACUUGCCAGAAUAGGACCACUUAUUUCCCACCUCCGUCAGACGGUUGAGGUUGAAGAAUGAUUUCCUUCUAAAUAUCCAGUAUUUUCUUCGAAUAUUGACCAUUCCUCGGGAACCCGGCUUCUAAUUAGUUUUAGACGACAAGGUCUGAAGGAGAAAUGAAAUUAUCGAUUUGAGCAAUUUGUACCUGUGAUUGUAAAGUCAAUAUUGGAUCUUAUUGUUGGGACCAUUGACUUGUCUUCUUUUGUUUGUCGGUUGUGUUGUUGCCCCACGCGAGGAGCGCCGCUGACCCCAGGAUGGAUGGCAGGUCGCAGGCACGGCUCAGAGCGGGAGCCCAGCAAAUCACCACCCGCCGGAGAGCCCUUGAAACGUGUUCUUUGUGUGUCUGUUCAGCCUUAAGGAAAAGAAUGGCUUCACUUUCAUUCUGUAUCUCCCCCGGGUGGACGGGAGGCCUCGGGAGGGGGAAGGGGACAUUGUGAAUCUGUCAAGAAGUGCUUUAUCCGGAGAAGCAGAUUUUGCACGAUUGGACUGCGACUUUUGCAUUGUAGUGUGUGUGUGUGUGUGUGUGUGUGUGUGUGGUUUUGUUUUGUUUUUUCCUGGAGAAGCUUUACUUUUCUUUCCACAUUCAGCUCUCCCUCCUUGCCCCUACUUCUAUUCUUUUGUGCUGGGAGGGGGGAGAGAAAUGUAUGUUGAAUUCUUGAAUGAGACCAAACAAAACAACACAAGAAAUACCUAUGUAUUUUGUUUUGGUUGAGACCAAACCAAACAGCAGGUACCUGUAUAUCGAAGUACAAAUAACAGAUGGACCAUUCUGCUGCUGCUUUCCAAGAGAUUCUCUCAGACGCACCUUUAGAACUAACAAGCUGGAUUUUUCUUUCUUCUUCUUCUUUUUUUUAAUGCUCUGGAAUACUUUAAGAACUUGAUGUUCCUGGGGGGCCUGAAUCAUGUCAGAUGAGGAUGGAAGCUGUAAUGAUCCGUCUCUUAAACACAGGCGUUCUUGGCCCAGUGUACCUGGGUCUUCCCAGCAGCCUGUUUCCACCUAUUUUCAUCCACCUCUGCGCCAGCCCACCAGGAUCAGGUGCUUCAAAGCCAACAGGACUGGCCAGCCUCCCUCGGGAUCCUCUGAUCUGCUAAGGAGAGAAGCGUGUGGACACUCCCUGCGAACACCUGGCAAGAAGCCACCUGCAAGUCCCAGCCCUUACAGGUAUUGGCGGAGCCACCCUGGGAACAGUUUUGCAAAUCCUUCCUGUUUUGGCCCCUUGUACAACAGUCAUAUUACAAUACAGCUGGGAGUCGAUGGGUGCAGGAUUCACAUGCCGAGGAAAUGUUACUAAAUCCCAAAGCAAUCGAAGAAGAGACCUCACAGCGGAUGUUAAUUUGUCCUUGUGUCACAAUGUAACCAAAAUAUUGAUGAUAAAAAGUCAUAAUUUAAGAUUCAGAAUAAAUGGGUUUGAUGUCUGCCUUGUUCUUCUCCCUUCACAUCGUCUCCCAACUCCUACGAGGUGUGGAAGUAAAGGCCAAGGGUCAAGGACUCAGGGAAAGGAGCUCCACACUGGGCCUCUUGAAAACACACACUCAAAUGCACACUCCUGUUUGCAGAUCUCGCUAUGGGUCUAGAUGGAAAUGGCACACUUAAAUACGUUUCAACUUAUAUAUGUGUGUUUUUCACAUAAAAAUUUGGGGGGGAGGUAAUUAUGUAAAAAAGACAGCAUUAAAAAGGCUUUAUGGAUAGGCAGUCUGUUUUCAUCAGAUACAAUCAUUGAUGUGGUACAAGUUCCCAUCCAGUAUUUCAAUCAGAGAACAUGGGUAUAAAAGAAACUGACAUCUCAAUAUAGCAUCAGUAGUUUCUAAGAUACACGUGAGCAUGGGGAAACAUUGGGUUCCAUUUUCAAAUAAGAAGCUCAGUGAGGAUGAUAGAAGUGAAAAAAACAUAGUUUGAUGAAGAGUCUAAGUUUCACUGGCCUUAGGUGGACAGCAUAAUAAGAUACAGAAUUUAGUUUGAAUUAAAAGGCUAUUAGAUUUUGUUAGGAAAAGAAAAAUCAAGAAACACCAAUCAAAAAGCAUUUGGGUAUUUUGCCCCUGUGAUUCGGAGACACCCUUCUAAGUAGGAGCAUUGUUUAUUAAUGCUGAUAAUGCAAACAGUUGGAUGCUGGCAAAUGUUUUUUCUUCUGUGUUUUACUGCCCUGAGUGAAUUAGUCCUCUGUCCCUCAUUUUUUAAACCUUCCAUUCAAUUUCAGACAAGCAGCAGACUUCAUGAGGGGACAAUAUCACCCUUCGGAGACUGAAAAAUAUAUGUGUACGUGUAAUUUUUAUUGCUUACUAAUGUGUAAUGCACAGAUUUGUUUGUACUUACAGCUUUACUACCUACAGGUUGUUAUUUGGUU